This is a messenger RNA of Danio rerio (zebrafish), 3995 nucleotides long. The record is from RefSeq and is a predicted model, not a curated record. Lineage: Eukaryota; Metazoa; Chordata; Actinopteri; Cypriniformes; Danionidae.
AUCUUCAGAGCAGAAUGGCGGCUCUUUUGGAAUCGGUGCUGCAGAGUAAAGUGGAGUUAAGCGAGGCUGUGCUGUGGCUCAAAGGACUACAUGUUUGUGAAUCGCAAAACUUUCCAUCCAGGGUCACCAAAGAGGAGUUUGUGCCUUUCCUUUUGAAUUUUUUGCGGGACCAGAGCAGUCAGACAUUAACCCAUGGCCCUGCCACCCCUGCUAAGACACCCAGCACCUCCAGAUCUGUCAGGAUUCAGAACUCUUCAGAGCGGAGAGUCAGCAAAUCUACACCGGUCCAGGGUCUGCGCAGUGCCAGUCGAGUUCAGCUGUUCUCUCCUGCCCCAUUUACGUCCCCGGGGGGUGGGAAGAAUGACCAAGACACCCCAUUUACAGGCUCUCUUUGUUUGAGUGGCAUCAGUGCCCUCAGCAGCCCUUCCUUCAGCUCAGUCUGGAGUCCUGUGCCCCGUAACAGCCCUUCCGAGCGCCGUUCUGCCCAGCGGCCCAGUCUGGGAGACUUCAUGACAUCACCUCCAGAGACCCAGCCCAGCCCCUCCGCACCGCCACACAGAGGCCGCAGGAGGAGUGCCGGGUUUGGUGGGGGGACGUCCAGCCGGCAGACGGGAGCUCGUGGUGCUGUCUCAGAGGAAGGAGGUGGCAGGAGGAGUAGAGGUGGGGGGAGAAACGAUUCGGUGUCACCUCAGACACAGGUGCAGCUCAACUUCAAUAAUUUGGAAGACUUUCCUCCAAUGGCCCAGCCUUCACCAAUAGCAACCAAACCUUCACGGAGAAUUAACCCAACACCUGUAAGUGCAGAGCGGCCGAACUCUAAACCUAAGAGCUGCUUUACCUCCACCCCUCUCAGCCUUCCUGCCAGUCCUCCUAAAAUACCCGAGAGCACUGGCAGUCCUCACAAUCUGCAGGAGGAGAGGGAGCUGCUGAAGAGAGAACGGUCUAAACUUGCCCAGCAGACCAGCUCUCCACUAAAAACCAACUCCGAAAUCUGUACCCCAACCAAAACAGUGCAUAUGCAAGGCUCAAAAGUGACUCCUGAUUCCCAGUUGCCUUGCCCUGACCCUGACAAAGUGACACAGAAAUCAGAGUUGGAUCUCUUAGCGGGGCUGUAUUGUGCCUGCAUUUCAGAAAACCUGGUUCCAUGUAUCUUCCUGGAGAUGUUCUUUGUACUGCAGCUCUUGACAUCUCGUGGCGUGUCUGGGUCUGAAUCUGCAGAGCAAGGAAUCAGUGUUUGUGAAGACAGUCCAGAUGUUCUGGAAAAAGCUUACCUAGGAAAUGUCCACAACUGUGUGUAUUUUUCUGUGAGAGUGUUGGAGAAACAGUUUGAGUUGGUGUCACACCUGGAUAAAUGCACAUUACGGCUUCUGUCUGAAAAUGAGAGAGUGGGGACUUUCUCCUCCUCCCUUAAAGACUGCUUGGCAGAAGCUCAAGACAACUGCACAGCUAAAGUACCUCCUAGUCCGCCCUUAUUUGUUCAUUCAGUCCCGUUCCAGCCUGCCACAGACAACCGCUCUAAUUUUAGCAGCGACAAGGCCUUUCACACCUUUAAAAAGCAGAGGGAUGUGUUUUAUGGGCUCCUCAGAGAAUGGGAGGACUCUCAUAAGGAGCCUGGCUGGGAUUUUGAGGCAGCAUUAGGCAAUAGAGUCAGGAUGAUGGUCAGUCAGCUCACAGCAGCAGGAAGCCAGUCUCACUUUGCUAGACUCUUCCAGAAGCAGCUUGUCCAGAUGUGUAAGGGCCCGAGUGUGCUGGCCUCCUCCAGUGAUGCACCUGAUGCUGAUCUGCUUGGCAUGCUGGGGGCAGACAGCCUUGGCCGUCUAAAGCGCCUACAGCAGCGUCUGGUCCAGCCUCAGAGUCUCAUUGGUCCCUGUCCUCCACCUUCCUUUCCUGGACAUCAGGAGUUCUUCAAGGGCUUUCUUCAGACAGCCAGCAGCUGCCAGCUAAAUCAGCACCUGAAAGAUGGUCUGUGUCAGCAGCUGCUGAAGCUGGAUGAGGUGUCCAUUCUCGGUCCAGAUGCGAGCCCUGCCCAGGGAGAGAAGACGGCUGAUGGAGACAUGGAGCAGCAGGAUGAGAAACAGCGAUUCUCCUCUGUGCUGCUCACCGCUAGACUUCUGGCCAAGUUUUUGGGUUUCAUCACUUUCCUACCUUACCAGACCUCUGAGCUACCAUCAAGAGACAUACAGGAUGCUGCAGUCGCUCUGCGGAGCAAGAGUUUUCCAGUUCUGGACGUGUGCACGGUGUUGAGGAAUUCAGUCCAUCGUAGACGCACAAUUCUGACAGUGCCAUGGAUGGUGGAGUUCUUAUCUAUGCUGGAUUACAUUGGACCACUUCUGCCUUGUUACAGGACCGCUCUGUGCCUUCUACUCCAGAUCUACAAGAGGAUGGUAUUGGGUCGAGGAGGAGAGCUGUGCUACAUGAAUCAACUGCUCAUGGUUGCAGUUUUAGGCUGGCUCUUCCAGAUCCCAGUUUUUCCAGAAGAUCUCUUCUUCAGUGCAGAUCUAAAGGAAGAAAUGAAAGAACUGGAAAAUAAAACAAGCUCUCAGGGCCUGGACACACUCCCAUUAGUGGACCAACAGCUUCUCUACACUUGCUGUCCAUAUUUGGGGGAGUUUCGUAAACUUCUUGCUGCUUUUGUGGCUGGUAGCACAUCCAAGAGUGGAGGCUUGAUUCGCAAGAUCACCCCCACGUCUGCAGAACCAAGGGGUCCUUCGACUACACGUUCACAGCAGAAACUUCAGGUUGACCUGGAGCAGGCCUUUUUUCACAACCAACCCCCUUCUCUGAGGCGUACUGUAGAGUUUGUUGCUGAGAGGGUCGGCUCCAACUGCGUCAAACACAUUAAAGCAACACUUGUGUUGGAGCUUGUGAGGGGUGGUGAGAAAACUCUCAGGGAUAGCUUGGGUAUGGAGGGCGUAAACACUGCCAAGCUAAACGACUGUAUCUGUGCUCAGCUGUGUGAUGCGGGCAUGCAAGCUCUGGAGAGAGCAACCAGGUUCUGCAGUGAGAAUGCUCCAGGAGCUGUCCGAGUUCUUCUUCCUCUGGAGACCUCUCCUUCUGUCUUGACCACAGCUAAGAGCAUCACCACUCGUUUGGCUACAGAAAAGGCUUGCAGCUGGCUGUCUUCCAACAUCACAACACUGCUAAAGAGGGAGUGGAAGAGUGCCUUUGAGAGGGUAAUGAAGAGCGUGCCCUCACCCCUCAGUGUAGAUGCUGAAGAGGCUGAAGGAUUAAGCAGGAGUCAGCAGGUCCAGAAGAGUGCCUCAGGGCUCAGUGCUGGGUCCACCUGUGUUCCAGGCUGUGCUCAUAAAGUUCCACUUGGAUCAGAAGUCAUGAUUGAAAUUAAGGACGUUCUGAGUGUUGCUGUAGGACCCAGAUCUGAUGAUGAGGUUUUCACGGUUCGUCAGAUUGAGUCUGUAUUGGACAGGGUGGGACAAACACUUGGAUGCCGAAAACGUCUCUCUCCGGUGGUCGAGCAGAUGCUGUUGCGUUGUACUGUUCAGCUGGCCUGCAAACUUGUAUCUGGAGAGCUGCCGCUGGUGUCCUCCGCCGAGGGGAACAAGAGACCUGAUCUUCUGGAAAGGUUUCUGGUUCUGUGGUCUUGGACUCCCGCUCCACCUCUGCACCUUCUUCUCACUGAACCCACUUUGACUGCCAUAUUUACUGCUACCGAUAGAGAGAGGACUGACUACCUGUUCCUGAUCAGACAGCUAAUAGAGAGGGGUCUUUUAGGAGAGCAGGAAGUGGGUACAAACUGGGCAAAGUUGUCUGCGUUAUCUUGGCCAGAGGAGUCUGUUGAAAAGUUUCAGCAGCUAUCUUUGGCCACCCAGUUCUCAAUGCCACAACUUCCCAACCACAGGGAUCUGCUGCAGGUCUCUCAGUGACCACUAGGAGGACAGAUGAGUCUUUACCAGCUGGACACUUUAAAGACAGAAGAACACUAUUGUAGUGAUCUAUGAAUGAUUUGUAUUUCAACUUUCAACAAGAUACUCUUUAAU